Molecule: messenger RNA, 5708 nt
Organism: Osmia bicornis bicornis
Lineage: Eukaryota; Metazoa; Arthropoda; Insecta; Hymenoptera; Megachilidae
Exons: 10
Coding region: 953-4117 (1054 amino acids)
Source: RefSeq, a predicted model, not a curated record
CGACAAAAUUAUAAUAAUUUUAGUUCUAUUUUAUGCAAUGUGUAUGUGAUGUAGACAUAUUUCUCACUCCACAUGCAGCAAUAAGGGUGUAAAAAGAAAUGGAGAAAUUCCGAAACGCGUCUUUGGGCUUCGAGGGAGCAAGCACGCUACUCUCCUAUCGUGAACGGCGUUUCGUUUCGUAAUCGCAAAUAUGUGGCGCCACUAUCGUCGUCAUUACCAACGUUCACUAUCGUAAAAGAUUUGUUUCAAGGAAAUGUUUUCUUUGAGCUCAUUGUGCUUCCAGAAGUUUGUAAACAUAGUUCCUAGUGGUGAUUCGGCGUAAAUGAACAAUUCGUACUACAAAAUUGUAAUAGAAAUUAAAGAGUCGUUCCGCGUGGCAGAGAUACCGGUUGUAUAGCUUGGCGCGAAAACUUGCUUUCAAGGAGCGCGUCGGAUCCCUGGGCAUACAGUGCUACGGGAGGAACGAAGAAGGGUGUUAGAGGGAGAAAGAGAAAAGGAUAGCGGGAAAGGGCCAGGGGUGUCGGGGGAUCUCGAGCAACUUGGCACGUCCGUGUACGGAGGCAACAGUGCUGGUGGCAGCACAGACGCUCGUUGAUGAGCGAACAAUUCACUUUGGUGCGCGGUUUCACGACGUUGUUUCAUCGGGUUGGUGUCGUGAAAUAAGGGUGUGCAUAUGUACACACGUAACGAAGCGACGAAAUGUGUCUGUAACAUUUUUACCUGCCCGGUUUUCCUAAGUUAAAACGGUCAAGUGUCGUUGCGGUGGCUCGAAGAGUUAGUGGCUGGUGCGCGCCGUGCGUGCGGUUGAUCAGAGCGUAUACCGCUGCUCUCGACAAUUUAGUGGGAGAGUGAGAGUGAGAGGGAGGAGGGGUUUCCCGUCCUCCUCUUCUCUCGCUAAAAUCGGCCGGAUUUUUGAACAGGGAGGAAAAACGAAUAAUCUCGAUAUAAAACUAUGGAGAUAUCGAAGAGUUUGCAGGAAGAAAUACUCAGCGUGCAAAAUAAGCUGAAAAAUGCCAUACGCGAUCAUCAGAUCUGCGUGGGCAAACUGAAGGAUGACCCAAACAAUACGGACAUCCUUGGUCAGAUACAAAAGAUUCACUUGCACAUCGUGUCGUUGGGAAGAUGCCAGAAGCAAGUUGUCCAGCGGCUGCGCAAGGAGGUCGAAACAUUCAAAGCGCAGAACGCGAACGGGGCGAAAGUUUCCAUCGCGUCGUUGCUCGGCUUGAACAACAAUAAUCAUAUUACGAACAACAAUGAAAGGAAAUGCAAGACCGUCAGCAAUGAUUUUAGCACGAAGAGCUCGAAAGAGGACUACGAGGAGAUCGUUAGGAACGGCGAUGUCCCUUCGCCCACGCAGGACACCGUACCACCGAAGGAACGGUCCAGGUCGGUUGAAACGAUUUCCGGCGAGGAUGACGUUAUCGAGGUCUCCAUGGACGAGAACUCUAACGAGAAAUCUGAAAAAGAAGAAUCAGAGAAGGAAUCCAAAGCUGAAUCAAUGGAAAAAAUUAAUUUCUUAAAUGCCCUCGGUUUGAUUACCACCGCGACAUGUUCUGAAUUGCAAAACAAAAGGGCCGAAAGGAAACGUCGUAGCACGGCUAAUCCGCACUUUGUCUAUUCUAAUUUAGAACUGCCAACGAAACGAAAAAGACACUCGUACCUGCAAUCUGGAAAUGUUCCUCAAACUCGACAAACAACGGCACGUUUGAACGGACCGUCGCCUCCUCCAGUGAAAGUUGCACCACCAAAAUCAACUUCACCUCCAGCAUCAAAAGCUGUGUUGAAAUCUUUGAUUCCAGUUCAAAAGUCUACCACCCGACCGAAUAUUCUUCGAAGUGUAACGGAAAGUAAAGUUUUCCCGAACAAAAGCAAGGUUGAAAAUGGUCCCGGUCAGAUUCAAUUGCCCACCGUGCCCACUGUUAAGUCUGUUCAGUCGAUCGGCAACAAGGCGGUUCAUAUACCUGGCUUACCAUCCAGCUUAACUAUCGAGAGGAUUAGUAGUGAUUCAGCAGUCUGUAUAAGUUGUAGAAAUCCAGGUACGCUCACGGUGUGUGAAAAUUGCGCAUCCAAUUAUCACGUGUCUUGUCACUCCAUAUCACCGGCACCGCAAAGAAUAUGCCCCAAAUGCGCUUUACUGGACGAGGAAGAAAUCGAAGACGGCGACGAGGCGGACGAGGAGGAAGACGGACGAAGCUCGUCGUUUAAGAAGGACGAAGAAUUCGCUACAACAGCGCACGCGCCAGGAAUUAUUAGGAAAACAAGAGAAGACGCAGAGAUCUAUAAAACGUCUUGUGGACUUCAUAAAGCUGAUGCAGCUCAGAAAAAGCGGGGAUUCUCCAGCUCCAUUGGGAUCGGUCAACUUCCUGCCUCGACCUUCCUCAUCCCACUCUCCUCGAACAGUGUCUCCGCAACAACCAUCAACCAGCCGGAUGUCGGGCCUUCUUCAGCCAUCAGCAUCGAACGAGAAAACAGCGUGCCCUACUCCUCCAUCGUCCUCAAUCAAUUGCCUCGAUCGAACAUCACCUAUAUCGACAGGACAGAACCUCAAGUGUCCUACGCCUAUCCGCUACCACCACUCACCAGUUCUCAAUCCGACAAGCAUCAGUCAUACCUUAUCGUCAAGAAAAUCACAGAACCAGCAAGAAGGGCAAUUCUGCCUAUCGAAGACCAAAGUCACGCAACAAUGUUCAACUAUAAGCUGCCAAUCGCACCAAGCUACAAGCCUCGCGUUCAGACGGAAAUCUCUGUCGCCCACACCUCACUGCUCGUUGGUAAGCAGUUGUCCGACUCCGUCAGUCGUAACCGCAAGAAGCAAACAAAUCGCGCAGUACCCGCACUCAAUCGAAUCAUCGAUUCAGAGAAUCUCUCCAUCACCGCCGAAUAUCAGUUGGAGCGAUCGACGUUCAACGGUAGAAAGUCCCGAGCCAAACAGCCAAGAAACAAAUUCGGUGUUAAUCAGCUGCGAUCUGUCAAAGCCACAGAAAUCCUACUGCCUUCCUACGAUAAUACAGAAUCCGAUAAACAGUUACAAAUCGCAAAAUCAACGGAACCAGAGGAGGCAGCCAGCCUCUUCGGUGGUCGUCCCAAGUACAGGCCAAGAGCCGGUAGUCUUCUCCACUCACUGUUCACAAGCCAUAACAAGUCCUAUAUCGUCACCGAUAAUUCUCGAGAGCCACGAGACAUUGGCACAGGUGACAAAGAUACCACCUCACUCAAUCGGCAGCAGUUGCAUCGUCAGGACUACCAGUUGGAAUCAAGCGAACGAAACGAAUCCUCGGCCCAAUUGCAGCGCGGUGCCCUCACAAAAUUCUUCGAGCACGUGAAAUUGGAAGAAGCGCAUAUACCAGCGCCAUCUAGAGCAAAGCUAGUAUACAAAAGGAGUAACGUUGCCGAAAGGAACGAGCUUGAAGUUACUGAAAUCGCGGACGAAGAAUCGAACAGCCACGAGUACGAUAACAAAACAUCCUCGUCGCUCGGUAUUUUCGAGGAUGAUUUUGCUCUUCGAGAAGCCGAGCGAAAUAAUUGGCUGCCAGCAGCAGUUAUAGAGAAGCUGGGUGAGAAGAACGAUAACACGGGUAAGAGCACAGAAUGCUUUGAUUCCGUAUCGAACUUCUCUAGAUCGAACGAUGUUAUCACGUAUAAACGUAAACGUAGCAACAACAAGUAUUUCUUAAUGGAUUGCGAAUCAGACUUUGAGGAGAAGGAUAACACGGUGACUGGUACGCCGUUUCCGUCGCAUAUCGCGUCUCUGACAGAAAUUGUAUCGCAGAGUCAGAGGGAUCUGCAUGAUACGGAGUCUCUGCGUAACGCACAAAGCAAUUUCUUGGAGCUUCGUAACGAGGUCUCAGUUCCUGAUGAUAAGGCUGAUUCCGAGAGACAAGACUUAUCCAGUGGCAGACGUUCAACCAGUUGCAGCCGAAGUAGCAGCACAAGUGACAGCGAUACUCCGGAACAAGCGAUGGACAACUCUCUCAAGUAUUCUCGGCGUCGAUUAUCCGAUAACACAUACAAGGAACGUUUGGGCAUUAAUGCUGUAUCCCCGGAGAGCAUGCAGGUGCUCGAACAAUUUGAAUCGGCUAUGCGGGAAACUGGUUGCAGCAAUGCUGCCACUUGCUAGAGUUAGUUAGAACGCAGUGUCAACAUAUGCUGAUUAUGCUCAUUGCUAGAAUUUCUUUCUUUUUCUUCUUUUUGACACGGAAACUUAUUAUUAUUUUUUAAACGCUGAGAUUUUUUUUUUGUGUGUGUGAAGUGCAUUGUGUUUAAGAAAACUCUUUAGAUCUAGAGUUACUUUUCAGAGGUAUUCGUACAUGAUCAAUACUGCAUUUGAGUUUGUUACUUACCUUUAGGAUAUCGAAAUGAACAAAAGGUAUAUUAGGUAUUCUCGUAAUCGUUACAGAACCUCUCUCGGGGCAGUUCCUACUUUCUUUUUACUGCCUUGGAAAGCAAUGCAAUCGUUUGUAUAUCGCUGUACCGACUAUAAAAUUACGAUAACGAUGGUAAUCAAAUACCAUUGUGUUUCAAAACUGUUAGGAUGAGAAGCAUCGUUGUUUCGCAAUUUCUAUUAACUAUGUUGUAUGUUCGUUUAUUUAUUAAUCGUUGUUCAUUCAAUUGUUCUUCGAUCUAUUCGUGGUAGUUCGCGAGACGCGUGGACCAACUUUGAAUUUCUUCCAAUGAACCGUUUCAUUUGUAUAGUGUUACAGAGUUUCGUAUUUUCAGCGUUAUCUCUGAUUAAAUUCGUACCACUUCGAUUGCGCAUAGAAUUAUUUAUGUCUUUGUUUCGCUGAGUUUUAUGAGCUUUAAACGUUGUGUUUCGUUGAUAUUCGUAAUCCCGAUGAAUAGGAAACACGCACAUAUCCGACAGAUACUGGACGAUCUGUGACAAGGUAUAAAAAGGCUUCGGUCGAAAGCCUGCGUCGAGUCAUAUUACCAUACUGCCUUAAUAGUAAUUUAAAAACGGUACUUUUUACAAUAAUUUCUAUGGAUAAGCUUCGUGAAACGUGUACGACUCAAUAGACUGAUUCGGAUGUCGCCAUAUUGAAAUUAAGGAGAACGAAGAAGCGGAAGAGGAAAAGAUAAUCAAAACGCGUUACCGUAAUCGAAAAAAUUUAGAAGUUAAGGUUGCGUGUACGUUAAUGUAGUAGAUAAUACGUUGUCGAAGCAACGUCUUUAUCUUAAUUUUGCGAUUCAGAAUAGAGUUUCUUACGAAUCAAGUGCGAAAGAAUCUUCUUUUUUUUUUCGUUUUAACAUUUUUUACAUCGAGGUAAAUGUUUCUAAGAAUAAAAACGUUAUUAUUUUUAGCCAUAUAUUAUUUACUAAAUUGGUAAGCAUUUCGUUUGAUAAAUUUAAUGUAGCAGUAUUCACGAAAUCUUUCAUCGGCUACAUUAGACAGGAUGUCUUUCAUCGAUUAGAUUGUACCGAACGUUUAAGAUUUAUAACAGUAGCAACUAAUCACAAUGUUGUCCCGUCAAGAUAAUUUCUCCGAUCGAACGUUUCGCGUUAAUUAAACGAGUCGAGUUCGUUAAUCUAUUUAUUAUCGUUUUCGUUUUUUCUCGCGCGGUCGUUACCGCCAGCUUGUCCAAUAUACUAUUUGAGUAGCGCAUAAAACGAAUAAAAGAAAGAAAAAAAAGAAAUUGUUAUGCAAUGUAGGCAACGAGAUUAAGAUCGAAAUUCGUAUUUUUAUGAAUAAAGUGAAACUGAAAUAUAUACAA